AUGUCUGUGUCUAUUGGCUCGCAAAUCGUGGCUAAAUUUGGUCCCAAGGCUGAUGAGCCGAACGUUAUCAAGAAAUGUGAGGAAUUGAUUGAUCUCUUUGGAUUGACACCGGAGGAGUUGUUCUUGAAGUGGGAAACCUAUGUUGUGACGUCUUCUACUGUCGACGAAGAUAUUCAACUAACCGUUGAGAAUCUAAUUCAUUUACAGGAGUAUAUUCAAAAGAAGAUCAUCAAGGAAAGUCAGAAAACACCUUCUUCAAGCCAUGCAAAAAGAUCUGUUGUUAGAGCUACGCCUAAUGUUAGUAUGAGUAGCGUACUGCCUUCCACUCCUAUGUCGUCGACGCAUAAGCGGCGAAAAUUGGAGACUCCGCAAUCACGAAACUCCGAGGAUGCUGCUUUCUUUUCUGCUCGUGGAUCGUCCCCUCCUUUUGCAACCAGUAGUGAUCAUGAAAGCACUCCAUCUCAUAACGUACAGAAUCAGAAGUCGGGCUGCAUUUUAGAGACUUUGAAUGGUGAUAUCAUUAGUGAGGAUAAAACUGCGGUUGAAGGUGCUUCUCAGCCUAACAAGCUCAGGUUGGUGGCUAACUUCGACCCUACAAAAUACAAAUUUCGCACUAUGAACCAGAAAUUACUUGAAGUGGCCGACUAUCUCGAUGAUCAGAUCGAUAGAACUGCCCAGAUUGUUCUUGAUCACUAUAAAUUCGAUCAAAAUGAGUUUGGAAACCCUAAUAUACAGUCACAGACUGAGAUCUUGACUAUUGGAAGAAUAGUUCCAGACUCUCCUACCUCUGAAUUUGAUGCUGAUCUCAAUGCUCAUUCCAUAUUCUUGGAAUCGUCACGCUCUGGAGGUAUUGGACAACGCGUAAGGUUGAAUUUGAAUGAGUUGAAGGAUUAUUCAUUCUUUCCAGGUCAGAUUGUUUGCUUGAGAGGUAUUAAUCCGACGGGAGAUUUGUUUAAAGUUAUCCAAAGGUACGAGAUUCCCUAUUUAGGGGCGCCUGUAUCUACAUUGGAUGAUCUUCAUUCUUACGAGGACCAAUUACAUGGACAAAAUAUGAAAAUAAUUGUCACAGCGGGUCCUUAUACCCCCAACGGAAAAUUGAGCUUUGAUCUUCUUUCCGAAUUUGUUGAUAGAAUGAACCAAGAAGUCAAACCUAUAACCAUAAUAAUGUUUGGGCCUUUUCUUGAUGUCACACAUAGUCAAAUAAAAGAAGGUACUCUCAGUUUCCCUGAUUUGGAAAAGGAACCGAAGACCUUGGACCAGGUUUUUAAGUAUGUUAUUGCACCCAUCUUGAAACGACUAACGUGCCAUCAAGUCAUUCUUAUACCUUCUACUAGGGAUGCUACUACGGAUCAUGCUGCCUAUCCGCAGGAGAUGUUUGAUAGGAAAGCUAUGGGGCUCACUAAAAACUUCAAAUGCUUUCCAAAUCCGGCUACAUUUUCCUUGAACGAAGCUCUUAUCGGUUGUUCCAACAACGAUGUGUUUAGAGAUUUAAAGGACGUCACUGGCGGAAAUAAUCUUAGUGAAUCCCGAUUUAAUAGGGUUUCAGAGCACGUAUUGGAGCAGAGGCGGUACUAUCCUGUGUUUCCCGGUGGAAUCAAACGUAAAAGAAGCUCAAUUCUCUCUUCGGAUGACCCACAUAAUCGGGAUCAAUUAAUCGUUUCAGGCGCAGAUUUGCAUGUGCCCUAUAUGGGAUUAACUGAGUUUGCAGACUCACUUCCAGAUGUGCUGAUAAUUCCUUCAGAGCUAAAGCAUUUUGCCAAAGUGGUGAAGAAUGUGGUGGUGAUCAAUCCGGGACAUUUUGUCAGAAUGAAUAGUAAUGGAACUUACGCCGUGAUGACAGUGAAGACGCCAAACCUAAAGGAUUUCGAUAAAGUUGAUGAAAACAUUUAUUUAAAUAACAUUUGGAAGAGAGCUAGGGUUGAUAUUGUGAGGACAUAG
This is a messenger RNA of Brettanomyces nanus, 1938 nucleotides long. RefSeq lists its product as uncharacterized. Gene Ontology annotation, biological process: DNA replication; DNA replication initiation. The coding region runs from base 1 to 1938 and encodes 645 amino acids. Lineage: Eukaryota; Fungi; Ascomycota; Pichiomycetes; Pichiales; Pichiaceae. Gene Ontology annotation, cellular component: alpha DNA polymerase:primase complex. Gene Ontology annotation, molecular function: DNA binding. The transcript has a single exon. The record is from RefSeq and is a predicted model, not a curated record.